CAAUUUGUUUAUUAUCACCCCGGGAUGUAAAUGUAAGAAAUUGUAACUAAUUGUAAAAAUAUAAGUGCUAAACGCUCAAAAUAACUAUUGAAAAUAUGUCGUAUAUGGAAGAACAGGAAACCGUGGGCACAACCGCCCUAGCUAACUGUUCUGUGGAGUUAGAAGAGGAGUUUGGUCCUGUCUCAAUUACCAAGUUGGAAGUUAAUGGAAUAACAAGCAAUGACAUCAAACGCCUACAAGAGGCGGGAUUUCAUACAGUGGAAUCAAUAGCUUUUUCACCUAAAAAACUUUUGCUACAAAUACGCGGAUUCUCUGAGACAAAAGCUGAUAAGAUCCUUACAGAGGCAGUAAAGCUUGUACCAAUGGGUUUCACCACUGCUACAUCUAUUUAUCAAAAACGUUCCGAAAUUGUUAUGCUCACAACCGGUUCGAAGGAGCUCGAUAAAUUGCUUGGAGGAGGCAUCGAAACAGGGUCUAUAACUGAAAUGUUUGGAGAAUUCCGUUGUGGCAAGACGCAAUUAUGCCAUACGUUGGCUGUAACCUGCCAGUUACCAAUAAGUCGGAGUGGUGGUGAAGGCAAAUGCCUGUAUAUCGAUACAGAGGGUACAUUUCGACCGGAACGUUUAGCAGCCAUAGCAGAACGUUUCAAUCUUGUUAAGGAAGAGGUUCUUGAUAACGUUGCCUGUGCUCGAGCCUACAACACAGAUCACCAGACACAAUUGCUUACACAAGCUGCAGCAAUGAUGGUGGAAUCAAGGUAUGCACUGCUGGUCGUAGAUAGCGCAACUGCUUUGUACCGCACUGAUUACACAGGACGUGGUGAAUUAUCAGCGCGUCAAAUGCAUCUGGCACGUUUUUUACGUCUAUUGUUGCGUUUAGCUGAUGAGUUUGGUGUAGCUGUAAUUAUAACCAAUCAAGUGGUAGCUCAAGUCGAUACCGGUCCAGCUAUGUACGCUGCGGACACUAAAAAACCUAUUGGUGGAAAUAUUAUCGCCCAUGCUUCGACCACUAGGUUAUAUCUGCGUAAAGGCCGAGGUGAAACCCGUAUUUGCAAAAUAUACGACUCGCCGUGCUUACCCGAGAGUGAAGCGACCUUCGCUAUUUUACCCGACGGAAUCGGAGAUGCAAAAGAGUAACUUAGAUGCAUUUAUUUAUUUAUGUUUUUUUUUAUCAAAUAAGCUUAAGUUUCAACAACUAAUUACCUUUUUGUUUAUAGUUAAACAAUUAAUACUUACUUUUAAAUUUAUGUUGUGUAAUUGGAAGCAAUUACGCAAUAAAAGGAGAUUUAAGAAAAUGUUUUAUGGAUAUUGAUAGCUUUAUUAUCUGUAUGCGUUGCUUGUAUAUCUUUAUAUAGAAAAUCUCUAAUUACUAUUUCAUAUUUAUCGAAUUUAUGUGAUGUUCUUCAGUUCAUUAUCUAUAAACUCGCUUCAUUUAAAUCAAAUAACGGAAACUUUGACAAAUGCUUCAUACGAUUUGGCAACUUAUUGAUGUACACAUUAUAAAAUGAUUAGGUGAUAUGAAAGAUGUGUUUGUAGCAUACUGAAACCAAUCCCGCUGGUUUCAUUUGUAGGAUGGUUGACAUAUUUUGUUAAUGUAAAAUAUGUGUUUCAAACAACAACUUUUAUAAGCCAAUGUUAUAUAU
Molecule: messenger RNA, 1642 nt
Organism: Bactrocera tryoni
Lineage: Eukaryota; Metazoa; Arthropoda; Insecta; Diptera; Tephritidae
Gene: spn-A
Product: DNA repair protein RAD51 homolog 1
Exons: 5
Coding region: 96-1136 (346 amino acids)
Biological process (GO): reciprocal meiotic recombination; mitotic recombination-dependent replication fork processing; DNA strand invasion
Cellular component (GO): condensed nuclear chromosome
Molecular function (GO): single-stranded DNA binding; ATP binding; ATP-dependent DNA damage sensor activity
Source: RefSeq, a predicted model, not a curated record